AUGUUCAUUAUUAUCUAUGUAAAUCUUUCUUUCUUUCUUAAUAUCUAUCUAUCUAUCUCAGCCUGUUCACUAUCUAUCUAUCUAUCUAUCUAUCUAUCUAUCUAUCUAUGUGAAUGUUUUUCUUUCUUUCUUUCUUUCUUAAUAUCUAUUUAUUUCAACUUUUUUCUUUUCUUUUCUAUCUAUCUAUAUAUCUAUCUAUCUAUCUAUCUAUCUAUCUAUCUAUUUGAAUCUUUUUUUUUUAUUUCUUUCUUCCUUCUUUUUUCUCAUUUCUAUUUUCUUUCUUUUCUUUUUUCUUUCUUAAAUUUGUAUUAUCUAUCUUUUUCAAUCUAUCUAUCUAUCUAUCUAUGUGAAUGUUUUUUUUUCUUUCUUUCUUUCUUUCUUUUUAAUAUCUAUUUAUUUCAUUAUUUGUUCAUUAUUUAUCUAUGUAAAUUUUUCUUUCUUUCAUUCUUUUUUCUUAAUAUCUAUCUAUUUAUCUUUUUUCUAUCUAUCUAUCUAUCUAUCUUUUAUCUAUUCUAUCUUUCUUUCUUAUCUAUUCCUAUUUUUUUACUGUUUUUUCAUCCUUUCCAUUUCAUCGACAUUAUUUUUAAUUUUUUUUCAUUGUCCAGAACAAUUUUAUCAUUUUUCUAA
Molecule: messenger RNA, 627 nt
Organism: Acanthosepion pharaonis
Lineage: Eukaryota; Metazoa; Mollusca; Cephalopoda; Sepiida; Sepiidae
Source: the annotation of a GenBank genome assembly